CUUAACCUCUUCUGAGUAGCAGCUGUGUUUUCUUGUUUAGGCCGAGGGAUUAUGAUCAUUUGUGGUGACACGGACCGAUGAGGGUGGAAAACCCAUGGAAGCUAGGUCACUGAGGGGAGGAGGGAGGGAGAGACGGAGACCGAGCAGGAGCACAGACAUUCAUGCACAAAGCCUCUAAAUAAGUCCGGGUUUAUACAAGUCGAGUAUAAUCUGAGCCCUAAUCUGACAUUUUUUACUUGCUGGGUAUCGCAGGUGAACUCUUCAGUUGAGGUUACUUUAUUUUGGCUUAACCUUCAGCUUUGGGAAAAUAUUUUGGGAAUGGUGAGGUGAGACGUGAUAGUGGAAUGUGUGUGUGUGUAUAUGUAGGUUCUGAUAACCUGGUACGCUAUGGCACUCUGGAGAGUCUCGUGAACGACGUGGCUGAUGACACGUGGGACAACAGAGCCACGAAGAGAAUGAGCACCAUCCGAUUCCUCGAUGACGACGAUGAACAGGGGACGCUGUUGCGACGGGCCACGCCGCACCCCGGAGAGCUGAGGAGCAUGAAGAAGGUGGUGGAGAAUCUCCGCAACGGUCUGAACGCUGCCAAAGGCCUGGACUCCAACAAAAACGAGGUCAAUAACACUGUGGACCGAGUGACUACAUCUGUGUGACCGCUUUGUUUUCCUCCAAGAUGACCCAGUCCCCAUCGUGUCUUCCCACAAUGCACCUCAUCCAGCCUUCUCCCUGUGCUUUUUCUCCCUUGAAUGUGACUCUCCUCUCUCUGUGCUGGGUCUGUUCUGUUCUCUCCUUCAUCUCCUCAGAUCCUGAAUCAGGGAAAGACCACCAUGAUAGGUGCCUUCUUUUUUCUUUUUCUUGUUUAUCUUCAGAGUAAUAAUCCAUGGACUGCACAAUUUCUUUUUUCUUUUUAAAUUUUACAAUCCAGCCCCUUUUUUUUUUUUUUUUUAAAGCUUUUUGAUUUUUUCCAAACACAUACCAAGUUAAAAUAAGUAGGUGCACUACAUUAAGUCUUAUACUAAUGCUGACAGAAGCUCCAGUUAUAUAUUUACAUUCUAUUUUUAAUUUUUUGUUUUUUAAACACUGGGUGGAUGUUUCUUUUUUCUUUCUUUCUCAUGAACAUGAACUAUAGCGCGGGACUGGGGGCGGAGAAACCAGCGUGAACUAAACUAACGAACCUAAACAUGAAACAUGACAUGAACUAUGACUAUGAAUUGAACCAUGAAACUAUGAACUGUGACUUUGGUUCUCUAUCGUAAGGACACUCAACUAAUCUACUACAACUCAAUAUUCCGCGCUGUGUGCUGGGAGGCGCGCGGUAUAUAUACAAACAUAAUCAGCCUCGUAAUGGCUGAGGGCGAUUCAGACACACAUGAAACAACAACCAAUGACAGAACGGGGAGGAGACAUAACAGAAACAUAACAAAUGCACGUGUCGAAAUGUCACGAUUGUCAACAAGGGAAAAGCAGGUGCUCGUGCACCUGCUCGUGCACGCGCGCUCACAUGCUCCACAGCGCGCUGCUUAAAGGGGAACUCAUGACAGAACUUGGUCGGCCGUGUCGGUAGACUCGGGCUUGAGCAGAACUUGGUCGGCCAUAUCAGUAGACUCGGGCGUGAGCAGAACUUGGUCGGCCGUGUCAGUAGACUUGGGCUUGAGCAGGGCUUGGUUGUCCGGGUUAACAGACACUUGGGACAGUAACUGGGCUUUGCAGUGGAUCUGUGGAGCUGAGACCCACUCCUGAACCUCCGGCUGGGGCUCUGAUGCUGGGGCCUCCCUGUUGACCCGCUCGGCAGGUGAGCCCACCUCGUGUGUCUCAGGUUCGAGCUCUGAGGUCGCCAGGUUAACCUCAGGCUGGAGCUCCGGAGCUGAGACCUCCCCAUAGGUCUCGUGCUGGAGCUCUGAGGCUGCCAUGUGGACCUCUGGCUGGAGCUCGGCGGGUGAGACCUCCUCGUGGGUCUCAGGUUCGAGCUCUGAGGUCGCCAGGUUCACCUCUGGCUGGGGCUCGGGUGCUGAGACCUCCGACGGGAGCUCCGAGGUCACCCUGUUGACCCUGGGCUGGAUCUCUGCAGGAGCUCUCCGGUGGAGUUUCUUAUGCUCCCACCAGCUGCUCUUGAAGCAUUCAUGAGAGCAGUAGAAUGCUUCCUGGAGACACAGUUUUUUGCAGGUAGGGCAUUGUAGCUUGGUCUCCCUCCUGCAGCCCUCAGACAUGCAUGUCGGUGCCACCUCCACCACGUUGGCUGGAACCUGAAGCAGAUCGGUGGAGGCUGACCUGUCAAUCCUCUCAUAAUAGAGGUUAAAGGGCAGGUCAGGCUGGGGCUGUCCAUUGACUCUCCACCCCAGUAAAUCCAGACCAUGAAGCUGCCCUGGCUGCGUGAACUCCUCCAUAAAAAGUUCUGCAAAUUGAGUGACAUCCUGGAGGGCAGAGGACUCAGUGCUCACCAGCUGCUCCGCCCAGUCACGGGCCGGACCGCAAAACCUGGAC
Ictalurus furcatus (blue catfish) is the source of this 2481-nucleotide messenger RNA. RefSeq names its product leucine-rich repeat-containing protein 1-like. The transcript is spliced from 2 exons. Lineage: Eukaryota; Metazoa; Chordata; Actinopteri; Siluriformes; Ictaluridae. The record is from RefSeq and is a predicted model, not a curated record. Bases 345 to 653 code for a protein of 102 amino acids.